AUGUCGUCCGGCCACGGAGAUGCGAAGCUCUUUGCCAGGGGCAAAGUUGCUGAGCUACGAGCAGAGCUCGCAAAUGCGGGCAAGAAGGACAAAAACCACGCAAGCAAGAAGAAUGCUCUGAAGAAAAUCGUCGCAAACAUGACCAUGAGCAACAAUGACAUGGUCGCACUUUUUCCGGAUAUCGUGGCUUGCAUGGAAAUACCCGUGCUUGAGAUCAAGAAGAUGUGCUUCUUGUAUCUCCAACAUUACGCAAGAACCAAGCCGGAUGUUGCUUUACGGGCAUUGCCAGUUCUGCAAGAGGACUUGCAAGAUCCGAAUCCUCUAAUACGAGCGCUCGCCUUACGCACGAUCUCCUACGUCCAUGUUCGAGAAUUCGUCGAAGGGACUGUUGCGCCACUGAAAAAACUCAUGGGAGAUCAAGACCCUUAUGUGCGAAAGACCGCUGCUGUAACGGUGGCAAAGAUCUACGACCACGACAAGCGCCUCGUUGAAGGCUCAGACCUCAUCGACAGGCUCAACAGGAUGUUGAAGGACGAAAAUCCCACCGUUGUGGCAAGCGCUCUUUCCGCUCUACAAGACAUCUGGGAGCGAAGUGAGAACAUCAAGUUGACUAUCGAUUAUGCCAGCGCAUCGAAAAUUGUCUCAAUCCUGCCCGACUGCAACGAGUGGUCACAGACGUAUAUUCUCGAAUCACUAAUAUCUUACGUCCCGCACGAUUCAGGAGAAGCUCUCUUGCUGGCAGAAAGAAUCGCAUCCCGGCUCUCGCAUUCGAACUCAGCCGUGGCGCUCACCUGCAUUAGAGUCAUUAUGUACCUGAUGAACUACAUUGCCGAUCAGAAAAAGGUUGAUGAACUCGCGCGCAAGCUAUCUCCUCCUCUAAUCACACUUCUCUCGAAACCACCUGAGAUACAGUACCUUGCCCUCCGAAAUGCCAUACUCAUCCUCCAACAACGGCCAGAGGUUCUGCAAAACGACAUCCGGGUCUUCUUCUGCAAAUACAACGAUCCUAUAUAUGUUAAGGUCACAAAGCUCGAGUUGAUAUUCAUGCUCGCAAAUAAGAACAAUAUCGGAGUCGUCCUCAAUGAGCUGCGAGAAUAUGCGACAGAAAUCGAUGUCCAAUUCGUACGCAAGGCUGUUCGAGCAAUCGGAAAGCUGGCCAUUAAGAUCGAGCCAGCAGCCCGACAAUGCAUCGAAAGCUUGCUUGAGCUUGUCAACGCUAAGAUACCUUAUAUUGUCCAGGAGGCAACCGUGGUCAUUAAGAACAUUUUCCGCAAAUAUCCCAACCAGUACGAAUCGGUCAUCUCGACCGUCAUCGGCCAAAUCGAUGAGCUCGAUGAGCCCGAAGCCAAAGCGGCCAUUAUCUGGAUCAUAGGGGAGUAUGCAGAUCGCAUUGAUAACGCCGACGCCCUGCUCCAAGACUACUUGUCCACCUUUCAUGAAGAGCCGGUCGAGGUUCAACUUGCUCUCUUGACGGCAACUGUCAAGCUGUUCCUGCACCGACCAACCAAGGGAUCCUCGAUUGUUCCGCAGGUGCUAAAAUGGUGUACGGAAGAGUCGGACGAUCCCGACCUACGUGAUCGAGGGUUCAUGUACUGGCGCCUGCUCUCCACGGAUCCGGCAACUGCCAAGAAAGUGGUCAUGGGUACCAAGCCACCCAUCACGGCCGAGAGCGAAAAGUUGGAUCCGAAUACCCUAGAAGAGCUGUGCCUAGGCAUCGGUACCCUUGCAACCAUUUACCUAAAACCGGUACAACAAGUCUUCCGCUCCGCCCGACCACGUCGCCUCGCGGAGUCACCUGCUCUCCAACGCAAAAAGGAAGACUUAAAUCGCGCAAUGACAGGCAUGGACCUCGCCAACCCGCUAUCUUUAAAUACAGCGGCCAUGUCACCCGGGGGUACCACUGUGCAAAACCACCAGGCGGCAGUCGCAGCUGCGGACGAAUACUUCAAGAAUCUCAGCUUGAGUGACAAUAGCGCCGGGGACAUCCUGAUGAGCCCGACAAAUGGCGGCGGGUUGGGGAAUCCAUACAUCGUCAGCCAGAACGCGCCACAACACAGUUUCCACCCACAGACAAGUGUUGCAAAUGACAAGGAUCUUCUGUAUUAG
Molecule: messenger RNA, 2106 nt
Organism: Cladophialophora carrionii CBS 160.54
Lineage: Eukaryota; Fungi; Ascomycota; Eurotiomycetes; Chaetothyriales; Herpotrichiellaceae
Exons: 4
Coding region: 1-2106 (701 amino acids)
Biological process (GO): vesicle-mediated transport; intracellular protein transport
Cellular component (GO): membrane coat
Molecular function (GO): clathrin binding
Source: RefSeq, a predicted model, not a curated record